Molecule: messenger RNA, 864 nt
Organism: Salvelinus sp. IW2-2015
Lineage: Eukaryota; Metazoa; Chordata; Actinopteri; Salmoniformes; Salmonidae
Source: RefSeq, a predicted model, not a curated record
UGACUGUAACACCUAAUAUUGACAGGCAAGAUGGCGCUGACUUUGAGAAAAGGAUAUCUGGAGAUGCUGAGAACGUGUUGGAGAUUACAAACACGUCAUGUGAAAAUUCCUGUUCUUAAUCAAAUGGGAUUUCUGUGUCCUGCAAUAGCACGUCAUCGAAGUUCUCAGAGCAAAUUACCAUCAAGCAGUUAUGUACCACCGACGUCCUUAUCCAGACCACUGUGGCCAGAAUUGUCCUAUAUCAGCAGUGACGAAAAGGAGAGGCAGCACAAAGUGGUUCUAGAAAAUGUGAACACCCUUCUUGCAAAGGAAGACUAUGGAAGGCUUUUUGCAGUUCUCCAUUUUGCAAGUCGACAGUGGAAAGUGACAAAUGAAGACCUGAUCCUCAUUGAAAACCACAUUGAUGCUGAAUGUGGUGACAGGAUUAGACUUGAGAAGGUGCUGCUGGUUGGUGGAGAAGAGUUCACACUGAUUGGGAGGCCCCUACUCGGUCGUGAUUUGGUCAGAGUAGAGGCAACUGUCAUUGAGAAGACUGAAUCCUGGCCCAAAGUUCACAUGCGGUUCUGGAAAAGACACAGAUACCAGAAGAAAAGAAUUAUUGUGCAACCACAAACAGUGCUUCGGAUCAACACAAUUGAAGUUGCUCCCAGAUUGACUUGAUGCUAUAUGUUUUGAAUUGUAAAUAAACGUUUGGCCAGUGAAUGUGCCACUGAAACUUGGAACACAUGCUCAGUUGAAAAUAUAAUGGGAUAACACAUUUAUGAUCAAUAUUUGGUAUCUUUCAAGUAAAUCUUUGUAAAUGUGCCUUUUUAUGUAAUCAGAUGUGUUGUAUACGUACAAUUAAAGCAAUCUGUCAUAGGUCAA